CAGGAGUGUAUAUGUAGCCUGUGGCAUGGUUUGACACAGCAGCCUCUACAGAGCUAUGACUGAGCUGUUAGACAGAGGCCACAAGGACCCCACUGUUUUACUGUCUCAAUGUCUACUAUGUGGUUGUGUGUUUCUGUGAGAAAGUUCUGUAGGUGUAUUGGAUAGAUUAACACGUUUGUUUUGCUGUUGAUAAGUCUAAAUUGCAAUCCUUUUGUACACUUUUUUCUUUAAACAGUCUAGCUGUCUAGCGGGGCUAUUAUAAAACACGCCUAAACCCAUUCUUUUUUUCUAUUCAAACUGUCAAAAAAACCUUUUGUCACAGAUUGUUUUGAGGGAAGCACUGUUAACACCAACAGAUAACACCAUCGAACAGCUGUAGGGAUGUCUUUAUGGAAAAUAAAUUGUCAGUUGACAUAGCAGGUGUAAUGCUUACAUCUGUGGAUUAUGGCUAAGCAGACAUAACAGAUGUGCCAGAAAGAGAGAAAAAAACUGACAAACAAGAGAUAGAUAGAGAAAGUGAGAGAGAGAGAGAGAGAAAUGGAGAGCAAAAUAAACCCUUUAGAUAUGGGUGCUCAAUGGUAGGGCUAAUGUGUGAAGCCAGCUAACUGUCAAAACCAUGGCAACAGCAUAUGCCAGGUGAGGCAAAGACAUGAGGAACUGAAUCUCACAUGUUGCCUGAAAGGGGUCAUUGCUGCUGGAACAGACUUGUACAACAUAGGGGCUUUUCUGUUAUAAGAAACACUCGAAAAUCCAUUGUCCAAAAAAGGAAAAGUCAGUUUGAUCUGGAACAAUCGUUUUUAUUGUGUUUUCUGCCAUACAAAACUUUGAGAAUAGACGUUAGUACCACGAUUGAACUCAAGAUAUAUAUUGUUUGAAUUAUCUGCCUUCAUGAAAGGCCAAAGCAAAGAAUGCAUUCAUGCAUGCACAACUAGUACUGAGAUGUCUGGCAAAUGUUAGAGGAUAUUAUCUUCCUAUGGAAUUCUGACCCAAAGCCUUUUCUCAAAGAGCUGUUUACAUCAUUAUGAUAUGUUAUCAAGGCAUCUACAAGCUCCUAACUGAGAGAUGCAACAAAAAUAUGGGCCUACAUUCGGAAGCCGCAUACAGUUAUAUGGGUUUUACGCCCAGAAAUCACUGUGAGUGUGAAACCCCAAGUAUUUAAAGUGCCGUCCCCGUGGACUGCCAGUACUGGACAUUAGUCAGCAACACCAUUUAACGCCUAAUGACCACCCCCAGGGCAACAAAGAGCCUGGGCUGUCCUCUCUGGAACAGCUAUACAGCAGUACUUCAUUAACACACAACAAAGAGGGCCAGUGAGAGGGUGAGGGAGAGGCUGACUGACAGACUUACGGACAGAGAUAGACUCAGGGACGGCUCAAACAACAGCCCUUCACUUCUUCUACUUCCAUUAGCCAGUCUGUCCGUCUGUGUCUGUCUGUGUCUGUCUGUGUGUCUGUCUGUCUGACAAACACACAGUACAGUGCAGCCCCCCAUCAACCACAGCACCCACCCGCACUCUCCUUGCAGAAUCUUCCUCCGAUGCCCCAAUCUAGACAGUGAAACCCGAGCACGGCUGCUAAUGGAGCCGCGGCAUGGCUGCUGGUUUGGAGAUCCAUACGUGAUCAAUAUCCCAUGCUUCCAGGCCUCCAUCCAGACGUCCCGCUUGGAAGUACAUGCGCACAUGCACAAGUAUCUUACAGACUUAACAGAGACAUGAACCGUAUUGACUUUCCCUAACCGGGUUACUUUGAAUGGAGGUGGGGCCAUGGAAAAAAAAAAUAACAUCAACAAUGUGGUUUUUCAUUUAUGGUUAUUCCCUUUUAGACAUUAGAAUAUGCAGUGAUAGUGUAAAAUAAAAUCUAGGCUAUAUCAUGUGUGCUGAUUAUUCCUGCGACACUACAUUAGAGCAAGACCCAAAGUCUAAACAAGGCAAGACAGAAGGAGCAUAUAUGAACAGCCUGUUAGACCAUGGGCAUAUUGAAUUACGAUUGAUUUGGGUAGGGUGACAGAAAUCAUUAUUGGUUUUGUGAAUACAUUGUAUAUGCCAAUGUACCUGCAAGGUAGUUAUGUGGGGCAGAAGACAUUCAGUAUUUUAUUGAUCAGUAUAAGCCAGGCUGAACAGGAAAUACUUGGGAGGUGUUUAUUGGGCAGACUUGCAAGUUACGAGCACGCGUAGACAUGCUGAAUUGGACACAGACGACCCCCCUUUAGCUGCGAAGGAUUAUUUCUCUUAACCAAAGAACAAGCACACCAAAUCAAAGCAAUGCAUUCGAGAUCGUUGGAUGUUGUAUGCGGUUUUAUUUCGUUCAGUGCGAGAGGAUGGUCCCAUUUGAAUACGAAUAUUUCAAACAUUGUUGUACCAUCAUUUAUCUAAAAUAAAAUAAAUAUAAAAUAGCCUAAUUCUAGGGAAGAAUGAGAUGAUCGUCUCUGAUGACGUUUAGGCACACGCUCAGUGGUUCUUCUCUCAGGGGCAAGGGGAGGUAAUUGAAUUGUGAAUCACUCGCGGGUCCGUAACGCCGCCCCUGUGAUGUCGUACUACAGCGAAAGGAACAGCCUCCUCCCAGAGCUCAGAAACGCCCAAACCAACAUAAGGAAGAAAUGAGUGCCUGAGAGAGAAAGAAAGGGGACAGGGAGAGCGUGUGCUUGUAACCGGGAGACAGAUCCAUUGAAGUUCAGUUGUUCGCGAUAGUGUUGCAUUCCGGGGGGUAAAGAACCAGUGAGAGAGAAGAGAGAACAGAGCAGUUUCAGUUAUUGGGCGAUAAAGGACAACGUUUCUCUCAGAUUGUUUUGGAGACAUCCACAUAACAAUACAGGGACGCGGCGUUAUUACCCUGAUCUGAUGGUCAUGACGGCAGCUGUCGAUAUGAAACCGACAUUAACUAUCAUAAAGACUGAAAAAAUGGACGAUCUGGAGUGCGGAGAUGUCCCUCUGCUAACCCCAGGAAGCAAAGAGAUGAUGUCUCAGGCUCUUAAGGCCACGUUUAGCGGCUUCACCAAGGAACAGCAGCGACUUGGCAUUCCCAAAGACCCCAGACAGUGGACAGACAGCCAUGUUGCAGAGUGGCUGACGUGGACGGUGAACGAGUUCAGCCUGAAGAACGUGGACUACCACAAGUUCCGUAUGAACGGGGCCAUCCUGUGCGCUCUGGGCAAGGAGCGCUUCCUGGACCUGGCCCCCGACUUUGUGGGCGACAUCCUCUGGGAACAUUUAGAGAUGCUCCAGAAAGAGGAAACAAAGCAUUUCCCUGUCAUCGGUCUGUCCUCCAACUUCCAGGAAUCCAGAUAUACCUCAGACUACUUUGUCAGCUAUGGUAUUGAGCACGCUCAGUGUGUCCCUCCAUCAGAAUACUCGGAGCCGGGUUUCAUCACAGAGUCCUACCAGACGCUCCACCCAAUCAGCUCGGAGGACUUGAUCUCCCUCAAAUACGAGAGCGAGUAUCCCAACGUCAUCCUGCGCGACGCCACCCUCAACUCCAUGCAGACCGAAUACUUCUCCGUGAAGCAGGAAGUGGUCUCUCCCGACAACAUGUGUGUGGGGCGCAUCAGCCGAGGCAAGCUGGGCGGCCAGGACUCCUUCGAGAGCAUCGACAGCCUGGAGAGCUGUGACCGGCUCACCCACUCCUGGAGCAGCCAGUCGUCCUUCAGCAGCCUGCAGCGGGUGCCCUCCUACGACAGCUUUGAGUCGGAGGACUACCCCAGCGCCCUGCACGGCCACAAGCCCAAGGGCACCUUCAAGGACUACGUGAGGGAGCGCUCGGAGCUCAACAAGGACAAGCCCGUCAUCCCCGCCGCCGCGCUCGCCGGAUACACAGGCAGCGGUCCCAUCCAGCUGUGGCAGUUUCUCCUGGAGCUCCUGACGGACAAGUCCUGCCAGUCCUUCAUCAGUUGGACGGGCGACGGCUGGGAGUUCAAGCUCUCCGACCCUGAUGAGGUUGCCCGGAGGUGGGGCAAGAGGAAAAACAAGCCCAAGAUGAACUACGAGAAGCUGAGCCGGGGCCUGCGCUACUACUACGACAAGAACAUCAUCCACAAGACGUCGGGCAAGCGCUACGUGUACCGCUUCGUGUGUGACUUAAAGAGCCUGCUGGGGUACAGCCCUGAAGAGCUGCACGCCAUGUUGGACGUUAAGCCAGACGCUGACGAGUGAAAGCAGGCGCCGGCCAAGGUGACGAGGGAAGGAAGGAAGGAAGGAAGGAAGGAAGGAAGGAAGGAAGGAAGGAAGGACGAAAAAGAAGGAAAUGUAACGUUGAGGAACAUAUAGGACUCGAAACUGUGGACUCGAAAAUGAGAUUUUAAGUGUCUGGUGGAGUGGGUCAUUUUGAUUUAAUUUUUUUAGAGGGGAGGAUCUCAACAUUUUUUUAUGACUAACUGUGGGCUUUCUCAUAAUAGAGCUCCCGUCCUACAGUGUUUUCCACGCAAGCACAUGGCGAAAGUACAAAAAUUCAUAAUCUGGUGUGUGUGUGUGUGUGUGUGUGUGUGUGUGUGUGUGUGUGUGUGUGUGUGUGUGUGUGUGUGUGUGUGUGUGUGUGUGUGUGUGUGUGUGUGUGUGUGUGUGUGUGUGUGUGUGUGUGCCGGUGAGUAGGUGGUAUAUGCAGAUGUGAACUUUGCUGUGCAAGGCCAAUGCAACGCUACCUGCUAAAGUAGAGGUUUCUCUUUUACCCUCGUGUCAUAGUAGCACAAGAAAAUUAACGGCCAAGAUAGUGCAACGGAGCUACCAUUGGUUGACCGUAGUAUUCCCGCUAUGGAAAUCUGCUAUGGAAAAACAAAAGGAAGAACAUGUCACAUUCCCACAACGCUUCUAGUCAUGCAAUGACUGCAAGGGUAGAGCUCUCAGCUAGGACCAAAAAGUGUUUUUGUUUUCUAUUUUCCAUUGUUUGAGAAGCAUUUACUUGUGCCAGUAUUAUAUUGUAGUCAAAAAACCUUCCUAUUGUGCAUUUUAUCGAGCAUACAUUGGUUCAGCUGUAUUUUAUAUAUUUUUAUGUUGUAGGGGUUAUUUUCUUUUACAAUGAAGAUCUUGGAGUGUUAACCCUUUUGAGUAAUGUCCCUUUUUGUUAAAAUUGUUGACAAGCAACUAAAAUGAGCCGUCUUGGUUUAAAAGACUAAACUACACUGGCCUGCUAACUGUCGGCUAUGGGGGCUUGUUUUUCACUCAUACCAGGAGUGUUUCACACAGACGGCUGAAAAAUGAUCUGAAGCUUUGAAACUGACACCUCGGCAAACGCAUACAGACGCCUCAUUACAGGUUCAUGAAUACAGUGACCGAAACCGUGGCAGUUUCACAAACAUCAGGUUAGCAUUAGCAUUAGCUGACAAUCUUAAGUUGUGUGCAUCUUCAGUAUUCUGGCCACUAGGUGCCUAACACGCAUAUUAAUGAGCACAAUUUAUCACUUCUUUCACUUCAAUACUGUCCACAUCAUGUUCCGUGUAGCUUUGGAACCAAUGUGUUCGAACAUUGUUUCUAAUGCUGUCAAACCACGCCAUUUUCUUUUUAUAAAGGGUAGUUUAGGGACUGGAUUUAUUUCUUAAGUAGUUAGUAGUAUUAUUUGUGUGUGGGCUUGAGGAACUGCUGUAAAGGUCUUAAUGUUGAAUUUAGGGCAAAUGGAGAAAGUAAAAAAACUGAUUGUAUUUAGAAUGAAACAUGUAUAGGGAAGUUAUAAUCAUCAUAAGGAAGGUAUCGAUGUAUGCUGCCAAAUGUUUGCCUCAUGUGAGUUGUAAAUAUCACUGGUAGCAAUCAUCUGCAGAACAAACAUAAGUAUGGAUCUGUAUUAAUACAGAGGAAGGUGUAGAUAUAGAUGGAGAUGGCAAGCGAUGGAAAGAAGGCAACCGAUUGCGAGAUGCAAAUGGAGUAUGAGAGAUUAAUUCACUGGUUAGAUAUCUGAGCAAAAUGGCAACAUUUUUCUCAAAUGUUUCUAUUGGGAACAGUGGCACAACACUGGCCUUAUGGGAAAAGCCAAAGUCAAGAAAUAUCUUCUUAGGAUACAAAUGUUAUUGUUUACAGUGGCUGACUGUUACCCAUAUGGAUGAGAAGAGAGUUGGCGUCUGUUUGUCCAGAUUGUAUUUCAAUGCUUUGAGACCCAACUUUUACAAACAAGCAAGAGACAAAGCAGAAAUAAUAACCAAAACUCACGUGAGGUCUUCAGCAAUGGCUGACCGGGCGCCGUAUACAAAAUAACACAGGAGACCCCAAAUGUUUCACUUUCCUUUUUUAUAUCACACGGCCUCUACUUAUCAUUAUAUUUUAUUGACAUAAUACAAAGCACAUAGCUUUAGAAUGAACGUAAAACACCUUUCCUGGUGUAUGUAUUACAAUUGAUUGUAAAAGAAAAAAAAUUAACAAAAAAAAGGAGCUAUUUACACAUUUAUGAUAUUUAUUUGCCAACCAGCUUGAGCGUCCCCAUUAGUCAGCAUUGACAUCCAAAUGCUGACCUUCACGGGGUAUCCUCAGCAGAGCAAGACCUAGUCUUUAACUGGGUCGGUCAAACUCUGCUGGUCGAUACCAUUUGUGUGCGAAGUCUUAUGAAACAAACACUGUUGGCUUGAAUUUUUUGUCAUUUUCAGGUUAUUUUAAAUGUCUAAAGAAUGUUUUAUGCUAGAGCAAACAAAAUGUAUACAUAUUGUCUGUCGUUGUCAAAAGCCCUGGAAGCCAGUUGUUCUUCUUUCAUUUUUGUUUUCCCAAUAAGAAAGGAAUGUGUGUACCAUUGCUUUAAGGUGAAUCCUUAUGUAGCUUAAACAGUUAAGAAUUUAAAUUGAAGAAUUUUUCAGGAAAAAUAAUGACUUAAUGAGUGUUAUAGAUAAUAGUUUAUUGCACAGUUCUUUACAGUUAACCGACUUCGGCAAAUAUAUAUGAAUAUAUAUAUAUAUAUAUAUACCAAUACAUUGUGUCAUAUGCAUAUCUAGGAAUGGAUUCAGUACACAAAGGACAUUUGUUUUGGAUGUUUGUUUUUGUAUGUUUUAACAGUAUUUCUGUAUUUUUGUUAAUGAGCUCAUUUUUUUAAUGUAUUAAGUUCAGAAACAUUUGAAUAUUUUUCAAUAAUUUAUAUUUUAUAAAAUACAAGAGAUGCAGACAGCUGGUGCUUUCAUGGGAAUUUGGAAAAAAAGGUAGUACAAGACAAAAAUGUAGCGUUUCUUUUCUGUUCUUUUUAUUUUUUAUAUGUCUAGAAAAUAGACCUGUCUGCUAGAGAAAAGGCUAUGAUGCUGGCCCAUCAAUGAUUUCUGCUGGAAAGUUUUAUAAACUAGCUUCUAUUUCUAAAAUGUACUUCAUGUACUUCAAAAUGUUACGUUAUAAAAAAUAUAUACGUGAACAAAGCUUUCCUAAUCCUUCUAUAUGCAUGUGCUUGUUUUGUAUCAUAUUACUUUUACUUCACAUCCACUGGAAAUACCAGACAUAUUAUGUUUUUUUCUGACAAUUACUAAAAAGAUAGUUUUGAAAGGCACCUACUUUGAAUUUAAACACUGAUAGUGUUUUCUGGCAGCAGAACGAAACUGACAUUUACAGCUUUGUUCUAAUAUAACACCCAUAGGCAUACCUUCUAUCAAUAUUGAAAAUACAUCUACAAGACACCUAAGCAGUUAUUUCAGGACUUAGGUAAUUUGUGAUCUGCUGCUUAUGUAUCAAAUUAAGAAAGUUACAAAUCAUACUAUAAUAAUCAUAUUUGAAUAAAUAUCAGCCCACCCUGCUCAGUCGAAAAUGGCCAAGUUCCGCCUUUGAAUCACAUUUUGGGUCGAGAUGUAACGAGCAUGUCCCAGGCUCAGUGAUAGGGUGACGUCAAGACAGAAACUGCACACUAGGGUUCAUUCAUGUGCUCCGAGCCCCAGGCUCAUAUAAAUUCCACUGUAGAUAGAAAACAUAUGAACCGUGGAACGCUGCCCUGUACAGCCCAGCUGUUUGGCCCCGAUACAGCAGCACUGUGGACAAGCGGGGAGCCCUCUAGGACCAAUAUAGAAUUUCGCAAGGAAAAAUAUUCAAAUUAGACUUGAAAGUAUUGUGGCUCAAUAAAGUGCCAUUAAUGAAGAUUGCGAGGAAUAUAUUAGCGUAGAAUGUCACGUUUGAUUUGCGUUUAAUCCGAUCACAGAACGUUGUGUACAAUGCAUAACGUGGGUUUGUACACGCAGGAACACCACUGUGCCUCACUUGUUAUGAGUUUGUGGAUAGAUUUUUUAUGUGUCUACUAACUUGUCGCUGUGAACCUAUAUGCAAAAACCAUUAACCCAUGUACAUCCCUU
Messenger RNA from Gadus chalcogrammus (walleye pollock), 8220 nucleotides. It is a transcript of the gene ets1, whose product is annotated as v-ets avian erythroblastosis virus E26 oncogene homolog 1. Gene Ontology annotation, molecular function: DNA-binding transcription factor activity, RNA polymerase II-specific; sequence-specific DNA binding. The record is from RefSeq and is a predicted model, not a curated record. The coding region runs from base 2837 to 4144 and encodes 435 amino acids. Gene Ontology annotation, cellular component: nucleus. The transcript is spliced from 8 exons. Gene Ontology annotation, biological process: regulation of transcription by RNA polymerase II; cell differentiation. Lineage: Eukaryota; Metazoa; Chordata; Actinopteri; Gadiformes; Gadidae.